Colletotrichum higginsianum IMI 349063 is the source of this 2487-nucleotide messenger RNA. Its product is annotated as Amine oxidase. Gene Ontology annotation, molecular function: oxidoreductase activity; copper ion binding. The coding region runs from base 1 to 2487 and encodes 828 amino acids. The record is from RefSeq and is a predicted model, not a curated record. Lineage: Eukaryota; Fungi; Ascomycota; Sordariomycetes; Glomerellales; Glomerellaceae. The transcript has 6 exons.
AUGCCCCGCAGACCAUCCUCGAUGGAAUCUGUGGGUUCUUUGGGCUCUCCCAUUGACCCCAAGUAUAGGAAGAAGGUCGCCGUCGUCGGUAGUGGUUCCGCAGGCAUCGCUGCUCUAUGGGCGCUGAAUCGAAGUUACCAUGACGUUUACAUGUACGAAGCCUCUUCGAGGCUCGGCGGACAUACCAACACCGUGACAUGGAAGAAUGGGAAGUACGAGACCAGUGUAGAUACUGGCUUCAUCGUGCUCAACACUGCGACAUACCCAAACUUCAUCAACUUUCUCAAGAGGGUCAAGGUAGACACGGUGCCAACUGAGAUGACGUUUGGUGUCACUCGAGAUCAUGGCCUGUUCGAGUGGGCCGGCACCAGCUUAGACGCCGUCUUUGCGCAAAGGAAAAACAUCUUCUCGCCACGAAUGUGGCGCAUGAUAUUUGACAUCAUCCGCUUCAACCAGUUCGCCUUGGAUCUGUUAAUGGCCGACGACGAGGACGAUGCCGCCGCGAUGAACGGCGACAGCAAAGGGACCAAGAAGGAGGAGACGAUCGGCGAGUACCUUGAACGGGAAGGCUAUUCGGAUGCCUUCAGGGACGACUACCUGAUUCCCAUGACCGCGGCCGUAUGGAGCACGAGCCCGGAUAAGUGCACACUAGACUUUCCGGCCGUCACUCUGGUUCGCUUCAUGUGGAAUCAUCAUCUUCUCUCGACCGUUUCCGCGAGGCCCCAGUGGCUCACCCUGAAGAAGUGCGCCAAGUCGUACAUCGACGCUGUCAUGAGUGGCUUCCCUUCUAAUCAUCUCUUUCUCAAAACGCAAGUCACGCAGGUCACGAGUGAGGAGGACGGUAGAGUACGAGUGCACACUCACAACGGCAAGUCCGAUGUCUACGACCAUGUCAUCCUGGCGACACACGGGGACCAAGCCCUCAAGAUCAUCGAAGGAUCGGCUACGCGUGAGGAGAAGGAAAUUCUCUCCGCGUUCAAGACCUCCGAGAACUCGGUCGUUCUUCACUCCGAUCUCUCACUGAUGCCGGCUUCCGAAAAGGCCUGGUCCAGCUGGAAUUAUCUUACCCUCUCCUCGCCCUCAACCGGUAAGCAGAACAUCGAUCAGGUUUCCCUGACCUACAACAUGAACAUCCUCCAACACAUCCCGCGCGGGACGUUUGGUGACGUCCUGGUCACGAUGAACCCUCUGCACCAGCCGAACCCAGACACGAUUCAGGGCUCCUUCACCUACCGCCAUCCCCUAUACACGCCCGCUGCCGUACGUGCCCAGAAGCUACUGCCUCGUAUUCAAAACAAGCGAGGCAUCAGCUACGCCGGUGCGUGGACGAAGUACGGCUUCCACGAGGACGGCUUCAGCAGUGGACUGCAUGCCGCCCAGGACCAUCUGUACGCCAAACUCCCCUUUCAGUUUGUCGACUCGACCUACAGCCGCGGAAGGAAACCCUCGCUUGGCCUUGCCGAUCUUUUGCUACGACUUGCUAUUCUCAUUUUUCAGGUGUUUGUUAUCAGAGUGCUCGAGAGGGUUGUCGGCAUUGCCAAGAGGGCGAUAUACCCCCAGGCUAGGAGGUUGAAGAAUGUCAAAGCUACACCGAGCUCCUCUACUAAUCCCUCCCUCCCUCCCUCCCUCCCUCACCAACUACCGCCGCCGCCGCCUACGAUCAUGAACGCUCUCCCACGCCUCCCCUGGCGUGCGUCGUCGCAGUCGACGCAGAAAUGGAGCUGCUUCUUCUGCCAGCACGCCGUCCGUCCCGCGCCGCGCAGCGGUUUGCGCUCGCCUCCCGCCGCCGCCGCUCGCCGAGCGGCCUCGACAACGCCGCCGAAGCAAACCGGCCCCAGCUUCGGCGGUGCGCCGUCCAUGGAGCAGGUGCACGCCCAUUAUAAGCGGAAGAAUGCGUCGACAGCAUGGUACGGUUUCCCUUUCGCUCCCCUCCCUCUCGGGCUUCGAGCAAGUUCCUGGGCUGACGAAACAAAUUUCAAGAUCUGCCAGACGACAGGCUGGGGCGGCCAGCCCAUCCGCGCUCACGGCCCGGACGUCGACUACAGCGAGGAUGGGCUGGCCUCUCGCCUGGUGCCCGUGACCUCGGCCAACCGCAUUCGCGUUACCUUCAGCUCGUCCGUCUCGGACGUGCUACCCUGGAAGUUCACACCGCAGCAGCGCGAGGUGCGCGUGCUCCCCGGCGAGACGGCGCUGGCUUUCUACACGGCCACCAACAACUCAGACUCGGACAUCAUUGGCGUCGCGACCUACAGCGUGACCCCCGGUCAGGUGGCGCCGUACUUUAGCAAGAUCCAGUGCUUCUGUUUCGAGGAGCAGCGGUUGAACGCCGGGGAGACGGUCGACAUGCCUGUGUUCUUCUAUUUGGAUCCAGAUAUCGUGAACGACGUCAACAUGCGCGGCAUCGAAACCGUGACCUUGAACUACACGUUCUUCAAGGCCAAGUACGACGACAACGGCAAAUUCAAGGCGCCUUCGCCCAUGGCUUGA